UGGUGCUCAAAAUGAUUUUCCUGCGUGAGCUCUUCGCAGCGGCUAUCCUCUUCUUCAUCACCCGUUACUUCAUCCAACGUAUAAUCACCAAGCCCCGGCGGCCACUCCCACCGGGCCCGAAAGGCUGGCCAGUCAUCGGUGCUCUGCCACUGCUAGGCAAAAUGCCUCAUGUCGCCUUAUUUGAGUUGGCCAAAAAGUCUGGCCCCGUCAUGUAUCUCAAGAUGGGUACGUGCGGCAUGGUGGUGGCGUCUACCCCAGAGGCCGCCCGUGUCUUUCUCAAGACACUUGACCUCAACUUCUCAAAUCGGCCGUCCAAUGCCGGUGCAACCCAUCUUGCAUACAAUAGGCAAGACAUGGUGUUUGCAGACUAUGGGCCUCGUUGGAGGUUGCUGCGCAAGCUAAGCAACCUCCACAUGCUCGGUGGCAAGGCCUUGAAAGAGUGGCCCAGGGUGGCUGCCAUCGAGCUUGAUCACAUGGUACAGGCCAUGUGCAAAUCGAGUGGACAGGGAGAACCGGUCAUCAUGCCGGAGAUGUUGACAUAUGCAGUGGCAAAUAUGAUUGGGCAGAUUAUAUUGAGUCGACGAGUUUUUGCCACAAAUAGGGACGAGUCAAACGAGUUUAGGGAUAUGGUGGUGGAGCUGAUGAAAAUUGCGGGGCUUCUCAACAUCGGUGAUUUUAUCCCGUCCAUUGCAUGGAUGGACUUGCAGGGAAUUGAAGGAGGGAUGAAAAAGCUCCACACGAAGUGGGAUGCUCUCAUUACAAAGAUGAUUAAGGAGCACCAAGAGUUGGCUAAUGAGGGGAAGGGGAAGAAGCCUGAUUUCCUUGAUGUCAUCUUCGCUAAUAGGGAGAACUCAGAAGGAGAAAGGCUCUCCAACGUCAACAUUAAGGCUCUCCUCCUGAACAUGUUCGUAGCUGGAACAGACACAACAUCAAGCAUAAUCGAGUGGGCACUAGCAGAGAUGAUGAAAAACCCAACAAUCCUCCAAAAAGCUCAUGUGGAAAUGGACGCAGUGGUUGGUCGGAACCGCCGGCUCAAAGAAUCCGAUAUAGCAAAGCUCCCAUACCUCCAAGCCAUAUGCAAAGAGACCUUAAGAAAACACCCACCAACACCAUUAAACGUCCCUCGAGUCUCCAUCGAAGCUUGUGAGGUGAAUGGCUACUACAUACCUAAGAACACAAGGCUAAGUGUCAACAUAUGGGGAAUAGGGAGAGAUCCCAAUGUGUGGGAGAACCCAUUAGAUUUUGAACCGGAGAGGUUCUUGUGUGGAAGGAAUGCUAAGAUUGAUCCUCGAGGAAAUGAUUUUGAGUUGAUUCCAUUUGGGGCUGGGAGAAGGAUCUGUGCAGGGAUGAGAGUAGGGAUUAUGAUGGUGGAGUAUAUAUUAGGAAUGCUUGUUCAUGCUUUUGAUUGGAAGAUUCCUCCGGGGACUGAUCUCAACAUGGAGGAAGCAUUUGGGCUUACUUUGCAGAAGGCUGUGCCUUUGUCAGCCAUGGUGACACCUAGGUUGGCAGCCCAUGCUUACACAGCUUGAUGGGUUUGGAUUGAUUAUGAUCUUUGAAGCUAUGUUUGAUGUUUGAUGUUAUUUGAGGGACAUUGUAGUUCUAUAUCUUUCCUAUCUGGUUUUGUUACUA
This is a messenger RNA of Macadamia integrifolia, 1629 nucleotides long. RefSeq names its product flavonoid 3',5'-hydroxylase 2-like. Gene Ontology annotation, molecular function: heme binding; monooxygenase activity; iron ion binding. The record is from RefSeq and is a predicted model, not a curated record. Lineage: Eukaryota; Viridiplantae; Streptophyta; Magnoliopsida; Proteales; Proteaceae. The transcript is spliced from 2 exons. The coding region runs from base 12 to 1529 and encodes 505 amino acids.